AUGAACAUCGAUAACAGAAAGAGUGAUGCUUCUCUUUCAAGAAAAGAUGAGAAGGAGUAUGCGCUCAAGCAAAUUGAAGGUACAGGGAUAUCCAUGUCGGCAUGUAGAGAGAUAGCACUUUUGCGAGAACUGAAACACCCUAACGUGAUUGCAUUACAGAAGGUGUUCCUUUCUCACAGUGAUAGAAAGGUGUGGCUGCUAUUUGAUUAUGCUGAACAUGAUCUGUGGCAUAUUAUCAAGUUCCACCGUGCCUCAAAAGCAAACAAAAAACCCAUGCAGCUGCCAAGAUCUAUGGUCAAAUCACUACUUUAUCAGAUUCUUGAUGGAAUCCAUUAUCUCCAUGCAAACUGGGUGCUUCAUAGAGACCUAAAACCAGCAAACAUUCUGGUAAUGGGAGAAGGACCUGAAAGAGGAAGAGUCAAAAUAGCUGAUAUGGGCUUUGCAAGGUUAUUCAAUUCUCCUCUGAAGCCACUGGCAGAUCUGGAUCCAGUUGUGGUAACAUUUUGGUACAGAGCCCCAGAACUGUUACUUGGCGCAAGGCACUAUACAAAGGCCAUUGAUAUAUGGGCUAUUGGCUGCAUAUUUGCAGAGCUUUUGACUUCUGAACCUAUCUUUCACUGUCGCCAGGAAGACAUCAAAACAAGCAAUCCUUUUCAUCAUGAUCAGCUUGAUCGCAUAUUCAGUGUAAUGGGAUUUCCUGCAGAUAAAGACUGGGAAGACAUAAGGAAAAUGCCAGAAUAUUCUACACUUCAAAAAGACUUUAGGAGAACAACGUAUGCCAAUAGUAGCCUCAUAAAAUAUAUGGAAAAACACAAAGUUAAGCCUGACAGCAAAGUAUUCCUUUUGCUUCAAAAACUUCUCACUAUGGAUCCUACAAAAAGAAUUACCUCAGAGCAAGCUUUGCAGGAUCCUUAUUUCCAGGAAGACCCACUUCCUACAUCAGAUGUGUUUGCUGGCUGCCAGAUUCCUUAUCCAAAACGAGAAUUUCUUAAUGAAGAUGAACCUGAGGAAAAAGGAGAUAAGAAUCAGCAGCAGAACCAACAUCAGCAGCAAACAGCACCUCAACAACAGCAAGCAGCACCUCAACAGCAGCAGCAACAAAAUAGUACCCAAACAAAUGGAACUGCAGGGGGAGGUGGAGCAGGAGGUGGUGGCCCUGGGGCAGGUCUCCAGCACAGCCAGGACUCCAGCCUCAACCAGGUGCCUCCAAAUAAGAAACCACGUUUAGGGCCUUCAGGCACUAAUUCAGGCGGGCCUGUUAUGCCUUCAGAUUAUCAGCACUCCAGUUCACGCCUGAAUUACCAAAGCAACAUUCAGGGAUCUUCUCAGUCCCAGAGUACAAUGGGCUAUUCUACAUCAUCUCAGCAAAGCUCUCAGUACCAUCAAUCUCACCAGUCUCACCGGUACUGAAGAGGCCUCAUAGACAUCGUUAGAAAGAAAUGGACAGUCAAAGGACUCCAGCAAUAUGAAGUUCAUAAACAGUGAGAAGAACCAAAAAAGCAAACUGUGAUACAGAUUUUAAAAUUGCAGUUGUAAAAGGAAAACUUUUAUUUACUAAUUGUUUUCAGACAAGAGACAAUUCCUAUCCCUUAUUGCCAUAAAGGAGAUUCUUGUGAAGUUUCCCCUCAGCUUGCUCUCGCAUGUGUUCCAUUGUGGUUACUCGAAUGAAACCGUCUGAUCUGAAUCCAGCACUUAAUCAUCUUUAUCUUGUGGAAUUUUUGAAGGAUUCCUGCACCUUUCUUGUGUUUUAGUAAUUGUCAUAAAUCUUUCUUUUUUCAAAUCCCUUUACCAGAGUUUUAAAGUUUUUGAAAUCUUGAAUUCCCAGGCUUUUCAAGCUUGUAUAUAGUUAGUUUUUUACUAGGCAAACCCGUUUUAGCUAUACAGGUAUAAUGCACCUUUUAAAAGCACUAUGUUGUUUUCACAGGAUAUUACUGUUUUGAUCAUGGAUGUCAAGAACAGCAAAUUUUACUGUUCCAGAGUAUUUUAUUAUUCUCUUUUUUUAUUAGUCUAGUUUUCAGAUGAAGUCUUUAAAAAAAAAAGAAAAGAAAAAAUAUACAACCCAAGUCUCUGCAGCAACUAUUGCAUGUUCUAUGUUUGGACAGAACACCAAAACCAGAAGGUUAUGAAUGUUAGUUUUAUCUUUUAGAUGAAAUCCCAUAGACCAUUGGCCAUUUUGUUCCAUGGGUUGGGUUGACUUUAACCUGGUCUGACAGAAAAGUGAAAGCAAAUAUUGUUUUGGCUCCCAUAGAAAAUCAGUGUACUAUGCUGUCUUCUCUAGCAGUUAUCUGUAUUUUGGAACUCUGUCCUAGGACUUUGGCAUAAGUGGGGAAAAGGGCAAAUAAAGAAACUGCUGCUAUUUUGGGUGUGUGUGUGGAGGGGGGGAUCUUUUGAUGCAGCCUUCCUUUUGAGUUUUGAUAUUCCUGAAACUUGCAGCAAAAAAGUCAAAAAGUGCUGUGGCACCUUAAGAGAUGAACAGUUAUAUUGUAGCAUGAGCCUUUGGAAGCAGUAGCCUACUUGCAAGAUAGUUUGCAGCCAUGAAUCUUGACAGCUUGUGGGGGCUAUUCAUUGUUCUGACAGAUCAAAGAUUUAAAGAGAAUUUAUUGAACAGUGACUUGAUGUUUAGGCUUCUCAUGUAUAAAAUGCAUAUUAUAUUGCCUUGCUACUUCUAUAGUUAACCCAGAUUGGUUAUGCCAGGUAAAACUGGCUAUACGGAGUUGUUUAUUUUUUCCUGAGGUAUGAACAUUGUGAUGAUACUGAAGGAAUGUUGGUGUACUGGACAGUCUCCUAGCAAAGGAAAUUCCAGAGCUCAUGAGCAUGUGAACGGGCAGAUCAUUGUCUACAUUUUGUGAUCACAGGAAACAUGCAACUUGAGGCAGUUACCUUUUUCUCAGAGGUUCAGAAUCAUAACUUUAUUCUGGGCUGUGUGUAUUCUGCAGUUCAGCACAGAAUUCAACAUGUUAUAAAUCUGAACACCCCCCCCCCCCAAAGGGUAGCUUUUCACCAUUAAGGUAAUGCUAAUAAGCUUGAAAGUUUAUAAGUGGUGUAUAGUGGAUCUUCUGAAGGUUAGACAAUGGAGCUAAACAGCAUUUUUAGGUUGGCUGAUCUUCACUUACCAGAAACUGCUUUUUCUCACAGUGACUAGGAAAAGUAGAAUACAAAUUGUUCUAAUUUACAGUAUUUAUAAAGGUUUCAGAAAUCAGUUUCCCUUAGGGUUGCCAUGGAGACAAAUGUCUUGCACCUUUAAUGGAGAUUUAAUGUGGGGAGAUCGCCAGUUUAAACUUUUCGUGGAGGUAAAUAAUAACUCAUUAAGCUUCUGUCAAAGGAGCAGGAUAUUCUACCUCCCUACCCGCCAUGCCAGUUGUUAGCAGCCAUAUUCUUCCUCCAUGCAAAAUUUGGAUUAGUUUGUUGGAGAGUUUUUUCCCCCACUGCAGAGUAUGCACAGUCUUGACUUCAUUGCACUAAAGGAGAAGGUAUAUAAGCAACAUCCAGUACUUUUAAGAAAAGAGAUACAGGAAGGAGAUAGUUACUUAUGUAAACAUUUGUGGGUAUUUACUCUGUAAAGAAUGAGCUUAUGCCACCUGCUGUGUUUAGUUUUGAAUUGACAGUAGACUCAUAGACAAAAAUACUGAAUAUUUUGCACUAAGAUUACAUUAGUAACUAGCAAAAUGGUAGGCCGGUUUACUUGGAGGGCAAACUUUCUUUAAUCCCUAGAGUAGUAAAGGUAUCAUAGCGUAUGUUCCCAGUCCACUUUAAAGAGCAACUCCAGGGUAAGAUUGGCCAUAUUAGUCACAGGCACUGUUCAUUUUGCCAUUGGCACCAGAUGGCUUCCUGGAGAGAGCCAAAAGAUCAGAGGAUGUACAGAACGGAGGGAGAAAAUAAAAGAAAUUCUAUUUAAGGUAAAACUAACCCCUUGAAUAUUUUUGUUCAGUUUUAGUCCUUGAAAUACAUUGUAUGUCUGAAAUACUUCUGCUGGAUGGAACUCAAGUUAGUUUUGUACAAACUUCCAGUCAAACUCCUGCAGCUCCAUGUUACAAGUUUAUCAUCUGUGGUUUUUCUGAACCUGAGGUCAAUAUAGGGUAGCAGCUUAAACAUUGACUUAUAUUUUGACUGGUUUUUGUUUUCUCCUUCUGUGGCUCUGUCCCCCAGUUCACUGUUACUUGUAAUCCAUCAUCCAGCUAAAUACACCAGAUUGCAGUUAUGUUGUCACUGGGAUUUAAGCAUGCUUAGUUGAGCCUCUCUUUGGUGGGCUGUCCUGUGCUUUGGUAAGCUCUGUCCAAAUGUCAGUUCCCCUGCAUGGAGUAUUUAAACCUGUGUUUAAAUGUGCUUUAUUUCCAUGAGCUUCCAAUUCCCUAGAAUGAUGGCCAUGAUUAUUGUCUGUAGCGACAAGUUGUGUGCAUUUUAGCUGGAAAUAAAUUGCUUGCGAUGCUCCAUUUCCCUGCAGUGUCUGUGCACACAAAAUGGCCUUCCAAAUAAGCAUUGACAGGGGACUAGAUGAAAGUAUAGGUUUACAUUUUUAAAAUGUUUACUGCACUCUUUCCCUAUUUGUAUUUUAGCUUUUGGGCCUUUUAUGAUGAGCUAUAUGUGUAUAAUAAGAUAAGCAUCUUGUGUAUUGCAGGGCUAAGUGAGCCAAGCUGAGGUAGCUUUGUUUCAGGGGAAUUUUUGUGAAUCAAAACUGUUUCAUGUAAAGUUAAUCAUAUGUUGUAUGUUAUGGAAACACAGGAGGACCCACAGAUUUUCAUAAGCAUGCAGCUCUGCUAACUAAUUCUGACUUGUGUAGGCAGCUUUAAUAUCGUUUGCAGUCUCUUUUUUCUGUCACGCUGACUCCACAAAGUGAAUGCUGAUGUCAUUCUUGCUACUGUGGGAGGCAGUGGUUGGUUGACUCCAUUUGACAUUGUUUCUCUUCAUGUUUUUUUUAAAGAAGCAAGAGAAAUAGGCUUAGCACAAUAUAGAUGAAAUCUAUUAUAGCAUAGGCUGCAUAAUGAAGGAAGAAUCUUGUGAAAACUGCAAGUCCUGCACUGUAUCUGUGACACUGUAUCUUUGGUGGGGGCUGGGGCGGGGGUGGGGGGGUGGGUAAGGAAGAUGGGAGGGCAUCCUGAGGCUGGGCAGGUGGAAGCUUGAAGUAUUUGAUUAUGUAUAAUAUUUUAUAUAAACAUAAUAUGCUCUAGUUUCCCUUCAUAAUCUUCAGUGAUGGUACUUAAGCAACAUUAAGCAAAGGUAAUUGUAGUAGGAUAAAGUAAGCAUUGUACAUAAGACCAUGUGUAAUCUCAACAUUUUGCCACACCGGAACGAUGUGUAUUGCUUUAUGGGGAAAAAGUCAUUAAUGCACUGUUAUCUCCUAAAUAUUUAGCAGUAAAUUAAUACUAUUUAAUUUUUUUAAAGAAAUCUGUCUUGUGUAGACACUAAAAAGUAUUACACAAUGUGGACUGAAGAUGUCCCUUUUUAACAGCAGUUUAAAUAAUGUUUUAUAUCUGUAAUUUAGUGUACUUUUUGAAUUGUUUAGAUUGCAUUUUCUCACAUUAUCUAUUCGUGGAAGUGUGGCUGACUUUUCUUUUUGAUAUAAUUUCACAUAGUCAUAUUCCAUUAUUGUAGAGGUUUUUGGUUACCUAGUUCUGCACCCUCUCAUAUGCUGUUUCAUUUGGUCAGUGGUAACCCAUGUGAAACAGUGUAUUCUAUGGUGACUGAUAGGGUUUGCAAAACACCAUGCAAACUUUCCUAAUGCAGAUUUGUUUUCUAUUUUGUUUACGUUUGAAGGGAUAUUUGAGAUGGAAUAACUACAUUUUAAGUGUAACUCUAUCCCCAAUGAAAUCAGCAUACUGAGUCCUCAUACAUUCCUUCCUGCCCCAUGUUUUGAUUUGUGGAGGUCAGAAAGGUUAGUCAACUUGAAUCAGAUGGUUGUAUUGGUGGUGCAAGAGUAAAAGGUUUGCAUCUGAUGUUAACUACCCAACUUGCUCCGUAAGUGAGGGGUGGGGGAAGUCUGGCUUCCUAGUUCCUGCCACCAUCUAAUCACCUCUUCAUUUGACCUGUUGGAGCAACGGUAGUUGUGCUCAGUAACUGGUUAUGAGAAGCAACCAGACAAAUAGGUUUUGCAUCUACUGUUUUUAAUAUGUCAUCAUAUUGCUCUUGGAAGACUGUUAUGCUUUCAUUCUUUGUGUAUAUUUUUUAUUCUAGGUUGUAAUUAAAUUGAAUUGCUUCAGUGUGAAUUUUUAAUAAAAAUACUAUACAUUUGUAAUAAUAAUAAAAAGUUGAAGUCUAACCCCUU
Sphaerodactylus townsendi is the source of this 6259-nucleotide messenger RNA. It is a transcript of the gene CDK19, whose product is annotated as cyclin dependent kinase 19. Gene Ontology annotation, cellular component: cytosol; nucleus; mediator complex. Gene Ontology annotation, molecular function: cyclin-dependent protein serine/threonine kinase activity; RNA polymerase II CTD heptapeptide repeat kinase activity; ATP binding. Lineage: Eukaryota; Metazoa; Chordata; Lepidosauria; Squamata; Sphaerodactylidae. The coding region runs from base 1 to 1410 and encodes 469 amino acids. The record is from RefSeq and is a predicted model, not a curated record. The transcript has 13 exons. Gene Ontology annotation, biological process: protein phosphorylation.